GGCCCAAUCGGUUAGGAUUCUACAGAUUUCAGAAUCCACGGCGAAAACUCCGACCGGCGAACGGCUCCGACUCCAAGGCUUUGGUGGACGCUUCGAGAAGCUCUUUCGAUUACCAGCUGCUACAAUUUUCCAUUUUCUCUUUCUUUAUCUUCACUCUGCUUUUUUUUUUCUGCUCUUCCAUGGCCGAUUCCUCCGGCAAGCACGGGCGCGAUCAGCCUAUGGAUUUCCAGGGAUUUUUGAAUGACUUGCAGGAUUGGGAACUCUCCUUUAAGGGAAAAGACAAGAAACUGAAGCCACAGGCCAUUAGUAAAGAAAAGGAGGGUAGAAGGCAGACAGAAAAAGCUUCAGCAGCUGAUUACUUGAAGCACUAUGAUGCUGUUAACCGUCUAUCAAGAAAUUUUCAGACUGAUCAGAGUUUUGUUGAUGCCGCUUCAGAGAAAGAACAGGGCAAUGAGUAUUUUAAGCAAAAGAAGUUUAAAGAAGCUAUUGACUGCUAUUCAAGAAGUAUUGCUUUGUCCCCAACAGCUGUAGCCUUUGCAAAUAGGGCUAUGGCCUACCUAAAAAUCAGAAGAUAUCAGGAGGCUGAGGAUGACUGUACAGAGGCCUUAAAUUUAGAUGAUCGAUAUAUUAAAGCAUACUCACGCCGAGCAACAGCUAGAAAGGAACUUGGGAAGGCUAAAGAAGCCUUGGAGGAUGCUGAUUUUGCCCAGAGAUUGGAGCCUCACAACCAGGAGAUCAAGAAGCAACAUGCUGAGCUCAGAGCUUUUGUUGGGAAAGCAAUUCUUGAGAAGGCAUCUGGUGCUUCGAGAAGCUCCACAAAAGAUAAGGAGACAGUUAGAAAAUCUGACUCUGAAGCAAAAAUCAAGGACAUCCCUCCUGUCUCUAGCAGCACACCAAGGACAGGAUUAUCGGCAGCUCGAGAACGUGUUGAUGUAAAGGUUUCUAAUUCGUUAUUGCCCAUGGAAAAUGGUGGGGAAAAUGCCGCCAAGACAUCAGCGUAUUUAGAAGAAAACGAGGACAGAAGCACAGGAGCUGAAAUCGCUUACAAAAAAGUAGCAACUAAUGGUUUUCACAAAGACUCAAGUUCAUAUGCGGGGGAAUUGGAGAGAGAUUGUGUUCCAAGAAAGCAGGAACUGAAGCCGUCAGUGCAGGAAUUUGCUUCUUUAGCAGCUUCUAGAAGCAUGGUUGAAGCUGCAAAAAACAUUAUAGCGCCAACGACUGCCUAUCAAUUUGAGGUUUCUUGGCGAGGAUUCUCUGGUGAUCGUGGACUGCAGGCUCGUCUUUUAAAGGCCAUUGCUCCAGCCAAGUUGCCCCAGAUAUUCAAAAAUGCAUUAACAGCUCCAAUUUUAGUAGACAUCGUCAAGUGUGUGGCUAUGUUUUUCACUGAAGAACCGGCUUUGGCUAUCAGUUUUUUGGAAAAUUUAGCCAAGGUCCCAAGAUUCAGCAUACUCAUGAUGUGUCUUCCAUCCUCUGAAAAGUUUGAUCUCCUCAAGAUUUGGGAUGAAGUAUUUUGUGAUGAGGCUGUUCCAAUUGAGUACGCAGAAAUGCUCGACAGCUUGCGUUCAAAGUACUUCCUUAAACAAUGACAGACGUUUCUUUAAUGAGAAGAAGCACUUCACCUUCAAACUCUGCCUUCUUAAGCCAACCCAGCUGCUUAUCUUCACUGUAAAGUAUCCAAUUAUUCUGUUUUUGGGAUCAUAAUAUGGCAUGUUGACAUAUCUUACUCACGCAACGAAGUUAAAUGUGUCCUUGAGUUCUAAGAUUAGUAUAUUGACUCCUAGGUAGUAGGGUCCUUGGAAAGGUCUCAGUUACCCUAUGAUGUAUGUUGUUUUAGUGCACUGCCACAUGCUGGAGGAUAGUUGAAUGGUCCUUUCUACUCUUCUACUGGACCAUCCUCAACUCAAAAGUCUUUAUGUGAAUGUGUAGGAUUUGCAAUUUUCAUUGGUACUUAAGAUUUGCUGUUGCAUCACAAUCUAGUUGGGGUCCAGAGUUUAAAAUGGCCUUGGACAAAUCAUAUGCUCCAUUUUGCAAUCUAUGAUAUAUAGGUGUCUACAUUGCUGUCAA
Messenger RNA from Benincasa hispida (wax gourd), 2064 nucleotides. RefSeq lists its product as uncharacterized. Gene Ontology annotation, molecular function: protein binding. Lineage: Eukaryota; Viridiplantae; Streptophyta; Magnoliopsida; Cucurbitales; Cucurbitaceae. The record is from RefSeq and is a predicted model, not a curated record.